UUUUGAAUAUCCAGGACUUCUGGAUGCGCCAGCGAUGUGUACAGCAACUGUCGAUUUGGCAGCAAACUGGACUAGGUCAAUUGUAGUUCCUUUCCUACUUCAAGCUUACCUCCCUCAGAGCGGUACUCCGACUGUCUUCACAGCUUUCAGGUGGGAGGGAGCUGAGCGAGAGGGAAUCAAAAGUCAGCUUGCUUUUGCUCUCUGCUGGUGGCAGAUGCGCAGCUGGUUGUUCUUAAGCAGAUUGGUGUUAGAGGGGGAAAAGCCGGCACUGUUUAGCAUCUGCUGGCUUGGGGCGGAGGACGCUCAAAGGGUUUGGAGGUUGGGAGUAGAGUUGUGUGGAUUAUUGGUGGAAGAAGAUGAUGUGGGGUGCUAGAUGCUUUCCCAGCCACCGCCCGGCACCCCUUGGAGAAGAGAGGAUGAGGAGGGCGUGGGGGCGGGGGCCUCCUUGCAGCGCAAGGAGUGCGCUUUGGCCAAGGGGGUUGUCUCUUUAAGCGCUCCAGAGGGGCUGGGGCCAGAGGGCGGCAAGCGCGUUGCCAUGGCACCGGGGCUGCGGGGGCUGCAGGACCGCUAAGCUCGCUGGUCUCCAGUCAUCUCCUGCACUGCAAGGCUGUGCAGCUCUUGGGCUACCGCGCCCCGAGGUUGGUCUGGCCGGCCACUGCUAGCCUGCACGCUGUUGCGGGUGUCACUUGCUGGGUUCGAGCUGCUGCGGUGCCCUCCGCAGCCAGACGCACGUCGCGGUCCUCGAGAGCGAGCCCGGCACUUGCAACUUCUGCCUGGCGAGCCUAACUUCUGCGCGGGGUUCGGACUUGAAGAUCCCGAGAGGUGCACCACGUGCAGUUGGGGCGGUGGCUCACCCUCACGGAGAUGACCUCCCCACCGUGGGUCUGGUGCUUCUGCAUCUGGGCCGCCGCCAACUGGCCGCCAGGAAGCGCCCUACACCUCCAGCCCGGCAUGCCGAUCGUUUGCAAAGAGGAGCAGCUGAUGGCCAUCUGCCUGUCACGCCCAUGCGUAGGAGCUUUCAUAGACACCGUCAAGUUCUGGAAGCAAGGCUGCUCAGGCCCACGGGGGUGUGUGGGUUAUGAAAGAAGGACUUGCUGCUACACCAUCUACAGACAUGUGUAUGCCACAGAGCACCAGACAGUCUUCCGGUGCUGCCCUGGUUGGAGCCGUUGGGAUGAUGAACCCGGCUGCUUCUUUUCUGUCUCUUCUCUGGGAACUCAUUUCAGAGGAAGGGAGUGCUCAGAAGAGGACACUCAACAAUGCCGUUGUUCAGGAGGAUUUCAGGGACCUCACUGUCAAUAUGAUAUAAAUGAAUGUGCCAUUGACAAUGGUGGCUGUCAAGACCAAUGCUGCAAUACGAUUGGCAGUUAUUACUGCAGAUGUCAAGCUGGCCAAAAGCUGGAUGAAGACAGCAGAGCUUAUGAAGGUACCAGUCAAUGCUUAGUUCUCAACCAAGGCUGCCAGCAGCGCUGCAUUAACACCCAGGGCACCUUCCACUGUGAGUGUGAUACAGGAUACAGACGCCAUGCUGACGGACGCACCUGCAUAAGAAUUGAAUUAGAAAUUGUCAAUGUCUGUGAAAAGAACAAUGGCGGUUGUUCUCAUCACUGUGAGCCUGCAAUUGGUGGACCCCGUUGUUCCUGUAACUACGGACAUCAGCUCGACACAGAUGAGAAAACAUGCAUAGACUUUGAUGAAUGCAAGAGUGGAGAAGCCUGCUGUGCCCAGCUCUGCAUCAACUACUUAGGAGGCUACGAAUGUGCCUGCCAGGAAGGCUUUUGGAUCAGUCCUGACGGCUGUGGAUGUGGAGCUUUAGAUGAUGAGCAGUCAGAGGAAGAAGAAGUGGAACUGGGCAUCUUGAGUUUUCCAGGCCUCCUGGUUCACAGCCCACCUCAGCCCUUCCCAUAUCUUGCUCCUUCUCUGGCUGCCUCAUAUGAAGAUAAAGACAAUGAAGAUGAACACCAGGAAGCAGAAGGAGAGUUCCAAAGCCUGACAGCCUUGCAGAGAGUUGUCUGUUUAGAUGGCACCUUUGGUCUGGACUGCAGCUUGAACUGUGGCGAUUGCAUGAAUGGAGGUAGAUGCCAAGAAGGGAAAAGUGGGUGCUUCUGUCCAGCUGGCUGGACUGGCAGCCUUUGCAAUGAAAGCAAUGCCCUAAGAACUGGUACAGACCAGCAAGCUCCUGUGGGAUGUCGGAAAGGGUUCUUUGGGAAGUACUGCAAAAGGAAAUGUCACUGUGCCAACAAUGGCCAUUGCCACAGGGUAUACGGUGGCUGCAUGUGUGACCUACGGAGCUAUGGAAGAUUCUGCCAUCUCAAUUGUCCCGGGGGUGCGGGUGGGGGCUAUGGGGCUGCCUGUUCUUUGGAAUGUCACUGUGUGAAGGAGAACACCCUAGGAAUGCAGUGCCAAAAAUUGUAGUUGCACCUGCAAACCUGGUUACUAAGGCAACAGAUGCCAGGAAGGUGCA
Acomys russatus (golden spiny mouse) is the source of this 2464-nucleotide messenger RNA. Its product is annotated as EGF-like and EMI domain-containing protein 1. The coding region runs from base 865 to 2415 and encodes 516 amino acids. The transcript is spliced from 13 exons. Gene Ontology annotation, molecular function: calcium ion binding; protein binding. The record is from RefSeq and is a predicted model, not a curated record. NCBI's taxonomy places the organism in Eukaryota, Metazoa, Chordata, Mammalia, Rodentia, Muridae.